UUUCUAGAAGUCUCUCUUAUCAUCAUCUGAUAAAACCCCAUUAAAAACUUGCUAGGGUUUUAUUACUCUCUCGAGUCUCUGCUUUGUUUCAGCGAAUUUGCACCAACUCAGGACGUCUCCCUCCACCGGUAUCCGAGCCAAUCCUUCAAUUUAUCCCAACGGAAAUGGCGACAGCUCAGCUCACAGGAUCAUCGAUCUCCGUUUCAGCGAGAAACUUGACAUCAUUUGAAGGCUUGAGACCCGCAACGGCCAAAUUCGCGUCGUUUGGGGCACUGAAGGCUGGAGCUCUCUCCCAAAGGUCAUUGCGGGGGCUGGUAGUCAAAGCAGCGACUGUGGUUGCGCCAAAGUUUUCUUCAAUUAAGCCCAUAGGUGAUAGAGUUUUGGUGAAGAUCAAGACUGUAGAGGAGAAGACAGAUGGUGGUAUUUUACUUCCAACAUCAGCUCAGUCAAAACCCCAGGGAGGUGAGGUUGUUGCCGUCGGAGAGGGGAAGACACUUGGGAAGACAAAAGUGGAUAUUUCUGUUAAGACUGGUUCCCAGGUGGUUUAUUCAAAGUACUCCGGGACUGAGCUAGAAUUUAAUGGUUCAAAUCAUCUUAUAUUGAAGGAAGAUGACAUUGUUGGUAUUCUUGAGACAGAAGAUAUAAAGGAUCUGAAGCCUCUCAAUGACAGGGUUUUGAUCAAGGUUGCUGAGGCUGAGGAGAAAACUGCUGGAGGUUUGUUUCUAACGGAGGCGACAAAGGAUAAACCGUCAAUUGGAACGAUUAUCGCAGUCGGGCCGGGUCCUCUAGAUGAGGAAGGUAAUAGGAAGCCUUUACCCGUCUCUCAAGGGAGCAGUGUUCUGUACUCCAAGUAUGCUGGAAAUGACUUCAAGGGCAGUGAUGGAUCUAACUACAUUGCUCUUAGGGUUUCUGAUGUGAUGGCCGUUCUCUCGUAGUUGUCAUUUUAUUUUUCUCGAGUAGGUGUUGUGAAAUUUCGUCGUGCUUGAGUUUGGGCAAAGGCAUACGAAUUUUGAAUGUAAUCCUGUUUUGAAUAUGUAUUUUGAUCAUUGCUUUAGGUUAUGUUUAUGCAAUCAGGUUAUUAUAGUGAACCUAUGUUAAGUUUUAUUGUUUUUACAGACAUGUAAAGUUUUAAUUGAGCCGAAGUAGUUUGAAGAGAGUACACUCGAGCAUGGUAA
This is a messenger RNA of Tripterygium wilfordii, 1175 nucleotides long. Its product is annotated as 20 kDa chaperonin, chloroplastic-like. The transcript has 6 exons. Gene Ontology annotation, molecular function: protein-folding chaperone binding; ATP binding; protein folding chaperone. Gene Ontology annotation, biological process: positive regulation of superoxide dismutase activity. The coding region runs from base 165 to 935 and encodes 256 amino acids. The record is from RefSeq and is a predicted model, not a curated record. NCBI's taxonomy places the organism in Eukaryota, Viridiplantae, Streptophyta, Magnoliopsida, Celastrales, Celastraceae. Gene Ontology annotation, cellular component: mitochondrial matrix; chloroplast.